AUGGCUUACACUGUCGUAAUGCUCGUCUACCGCAACCCCAAGAUGACACCUGGUCAAUUCAAAGAUCAUUACGAAAACAAACACAUUCCCCUGAUGAAGAAGCUUCUCGGGGCCAGCUUCCCCCUCUCACAUUCUCGAAGAUAUAUCCUUCGCUCUGACGCAGAUGGACAUACGGCAACCGUUCUCGCAGGAACUCAAGUCGACUUUGAGUUUGACUGCGUGUCCGAGCUCAAGUUCGAGAGUGAAGCCGGCUUCCACAGCAUGUCUACUUUGCUUUCUAGCGCCGAGAACUCCGAGGCGGUGGGAGAGGACUGCAUGGCAUUCAUGGACCCCGGAAAGACGAAGAUGGUUGUGCUUGGGGAGGUUAACACUACUUCUGGCUGA
Molecule: messenger RNA, 384 nt
Organism: Fusarium vanettenii 77-13-4
Lineage: Eukaryota; Fungi; Ascomycota; Sordariomycetes; Hypocreales; Nectriaceae
Exons: 1
Coding region: 1-384 (127 amino acids)
Molecular function (GO): oxidoreductase activity
Source: RefSeq, a predicted model, not a curated record